Messenger RNA from Hydractinia symbiolongicarpus, 1355 nucleotides. RefSeq lists its product as uncharacterized. The transcript has 10 exons. NCBI's taxonomy places the organism in Eukaryota, Metazoa, Cnidaria, Hydrozoa, Anthoathecata, Hydractiniidae. The record is from RefSeq and is a predicted model, not a curated record. Bases 140 to 1063 code for a protein of 307 amino acids.
CAGGAUUGUCGAAGUCAUGGGACUCGCUUGGUAAAAACCGAACUCUGAACGUGCACAUUGACCUAGCAGCAGCCUUCGAUGUUGUCUCAUCCUGGUGGCUGAAAGUAAAAUCAACAUUUAUGUCAGAGUAAUAAUAAAGAUGGUUAAUUUAACGUGCGGUGUGAAUGUGUUGAAACACAGUAGUUUUUAUGAGCUAAAUAAGAAUUGUUCAACAUUAGAGGGAGCUGCUGUACCAGCUACAACAAUAUUGUAUGGUUGUCAUGCAGCUUUGUCUUUUCUGCUGGUGUUUGUUACAUAUUUACAUUACAACAGUGUGACUGUUUUAAACUAUAGUAUCCAUAUUAAUGCAAUAUCGAACAACUGGUGGAUCAUUUAUUUUGUGGUUGCUGGUGCAAGAUCUGUUGUACAAAGUGUGCAAUAUUCUCACACGUAUGUGGAAGAAGGAUACUUUUUGACAAAUUUGAUAACAGUAGGUUUUGAAGUGCUGUUGUUAUGUUUGGCAUUAAAUUAUCAAAGAAGAUUCAGAACUUCUGCAUUUAUUACAAAAGAGAUUGAUCGAGUUAGCAAGUAUGGACCUGGGCGCAGUCUGUGUUCGGACUUUAAAGGACUCUGUAGAGCUUUCACAUCUAGCGGCACUGUGUUUAUAUUUCAAUUUCUCUUUAUUGUUGGGGCGCUUCUUCUGUUCAGAUUACUAAAUGAUCAACAUGCGGAAUGGUUCUGGUUGUAUGUAUCUUUUUUGUUGCUGCUAAAUGUUAGCGCUUUAAUAGUAUGCGCGUUCAUAGCAGCUAGAAGUGGAGUUGAUGAACCAGCUACCAAAACAAAGGUCUACUUUUUUCUUUCCGUUCUGUUGGCAAUUCCUGAACGCCUUCCAUUGUUCUUCUGGAUACACUGCGCUCACAUGAAAUGUUGGGGUGAUGCGAUGACGUUAUUUGAUUUAUGGGUCAUUUUCAAGAUGGUGUCAUUCCUGUGUAUAUUCCGUGCGCUGCAUUUAGAAUACAAUCGUUUGAAACAUGAAUGUCAGUACGCCAUGUUGAACGAAGUGCAGGGAUAUAACUUCGAGUAGACUGUCAUAUAUCCUGCCUGACGCGAUAUCAAACUCGAGCAUGUUUUUUAAGAUUUGAUAAAUGAAAAAACUCGAGUGUUACUUUGGAACAUUUUCAUUUUUAUAGUAAAUUUUAUAAGUCGAGAAAGAAGCAAACUCACACUUGUUCUCUUAAGAGUGUUUACUCGUUAUAGUUAAACUUUAGUAAUGAAUAUUUUAAUUUGUUAUAUAUAUAAAUAUAUGUUUAAAGUAUUUUUAAGAAUUUUUGUAAAUUGACGUUUUGUUACUAAAUAUUAAUAUAGACGUUUAUUAA